Carassius auratus (goldfish) is the source of this 6432-nucleotide messenger RNA. RefSeq names its product plakophilin-4-like. The record is from RefSeq and is a predicted model, not a curated record. Bases 3457 to 6432 code for a protein of 991 amino acids. Gene Ontology annotation, molecular function: protein binding. Gene Ontology annotation, biological process: cell-cell adhesion. NCBI's taxonomy places the organism in Eukaryota, Metazoa, Chordata, Actinopteri, Cypriniformes, Cyprinidae. The transcript is spliced from 19 exons. Gene Ontology annotation, cellular component: nucleus; adherens junction; cytoplasm.
UCUAUCACAGAGAGGCAGGCCAACAGUGCAGCCUUCUCGCCUUCCGCACACACACACACAUAAACAAACACACAUGCAUUGCACACACACAGAGAGACUGAGGCAAGAGGAGGGGAAGAGGCCACAAAUUCAGAAGCAAAGAGCAGCGAGACAGGAUGGAAGCUGAGAAGAGACAGGAUUUAAAGACAAUGGAUGUUAAAUUAAUGUUGUAACUGGAAACGGGUAUGAUGAGCUUCAGUUUGAACGGCUUACCAGAGAACUGGAAGAAGAGAGACAGAUUGUGGCCAAUCAACUGGAGCGAUGCAGGCUGGGGGCGGAGUCUCCAGAUGCUCCGAGUGACAGCUCUUCUGAGAAGUCUCUUCUGUGGAGAUCUGCAGGUAUUUAUGUUUUGUUCUAUUCCUGCUUGUUAUUUUUUCUUGUCACCUGUAUAUAAGUGUUAACGGAACUAUGAUAUUUUAGACAGCGCUGCAGUCAGAUACAUACAGCACAGAUCACAUAGUCUAGCUUGGAACAAUGACUCUCAGAUGGUUGAGCUGAUUUUUGUACUCAAGGCUCUCUGAAGCAUUUAAAGGACAUUUGAAUGUAAUUGAGUGUAAAUAUUUUCCUGACCUAUCUUUCUCAGUGUCUUAUGGUUUAGUUACAGUAUCCCAAAGCUGCACUAUGUUGGCUAUGAUAUUGUACGAUAUUAUAUUAUAAUACUUGGUAUUUUUAAUGUAACAUUGAUAGCACAAGAACUGUGCCAAGAACUCUUUUACUCUUGACAAACACUGUGUUGAGGGUUCUGGACUUUUUCUUUUUAUUCUGUUCUAAAAAAAGACAUCAGACGCCGCGGUCUUGUGAUCCGGUCACCAAACCUAAUGAACAAUAUCCCAUGAAUUAUUCCACUGAACUACAUUUGAAAUCUCAUUUUCUCUCUCCAAAUCCUCACAGGGCAGCUAAAACGGUUUUCUACCCUUUUCUUCAGUUUUAGCUCCUAUUGUCAUCUCUUACUGUGAGAAUGUCUUUAAAGUAUGGAAACACAAUAGACCAGACACCUUAUUUUUCUGUAAAAUUGGAAAGCAUUUUACAUUAUCUGUCACUGGUUUUCUGUUGGGUGAAUGAUGGCAUAUUUUAGGUUAAUUCUCCCUCUAAGUGUGUCAAGGGAUGAAGGUAACUGUAUCUUGAUCAUUUUCUCAAAUACUUAAACCUGCUCACAGUGUGAUAACCAUUUGGUCAUCAGAAUCCUCAGGUGCAGGUGUGUCUAAGCCGUCGGAUGGUUGCUCCUCGCCCACAUUUGGGGUCAGAGGUCAGGGGUUACUUUACUCUCCUGAAUUGGAACAGAUCUCCCUGCGUGAAAGUGAGGGUCUGUUCAUUCACACUCCAUAUUGCCUUCUGUCUCUUCUGUGUCAACAUUUAUUUUCAUGACGUCUUUAUGCAAUCUUCCAAGUUGAAUACAGCUGAAGAUCUAUGGGCAGCAUCUGUGGCCUACUGUUGAUUACCACAGAAAAUAGUGUGUCUCUCAGUUUAUACAUUACUGUUCAGAGGAUGUUUUUAUGCUUUGGAAAGAUGUUUCUUAUUCUUACCAAGGCUGUGUUUAUUUGAUGAACAUACAGUAAAAUCGGUAAGAUUGUGAAAUUACAAUUUCAGUUUAGUAUGAAGACAAAGCAAGGCUGAAUUAUCAGCAGCCAUUACUCAAGUCUUCACUGCCACAUGAUUCUUCAUAAAUCUUUCUAAUAUGCUGAUUUGUUAUUAAAGUUCAAAAGAACAACAUUUAUUUGAAAUACAAAUCUUUUGGGAUAUUGUAAAUGUCCUCAGUGUCAGUUUUAGAUGCAUUUAAUGAUUCCUUGUGACAGUAAAAAGUCUUUAUACACCUACAUUGGAAACCUAGCUGGGAUGCACUUGCAUUUCAUAAGCUAAUUACAUUUGCAAUCCUUUUGAAGCAGACCACUUUUAUAGGUGGAUGAAAGUCUGGUUAUGUUUUUCUGAUGAAAUACUUGUUAAUGAAGUUUGCUCCAUGCAAAAGUAUUUUCACUUGUCCAGAAGCUGUCUUUUUAUUACUGUGCACACAGUGUAGAAAGCAAAUACCAGGUUAUUUUGUUGCUGGUUGAAGGAUUGGAACUUUGAAAUAAAUAAAUAUUUUAACUUUUUUAAAUUCCUCAGACUGGAGUACUGUAUUAAUACUAUUUCAUCCAGUGGUAUGGCAUCUUCGCAAUAUGUUACUGCUGCUUUUGGUCAAGAAACACUUCUGGUGUUAAAGGUGCUAUGGUUAUACAGCUAGCCUGGUAGGCUUCUACUUUAAGAGAUUUACUGUGUAUAUUAGGGCUUUUACAGUAUUAAGAUGUAAGUAGAUUAUACCAGUAUCUGUAAAUAUGAUAACUCUCACUGAGCAUACUAAAUAAUUAAAUAUCAAUAUCAUUAUAAACCAAUAAAAAUAAAACAAUGCGGCAUGCAGCCUUCAGUUAAUUUCCAAUUAGGUGAACAUUACUUUUCAAGCGUUUCAAAUAAUUAACUAAACAGUCAGUAUCAAAGUACAAAUAAAUACAUUAAAAGCAGUAAACGUUGUCCUCUUUUUCUUGCAAAUAUUAAGUAGCCUUGUUCUCCUUUUAAAAUGUUAACAUAUUAAGAAAAAAUAUAUAUGUUUUGUAAUUUCAGUGGUGCACACUCACUGUAUUCAUAAAAAACUUUAUAUAAAAGUGUUUUAAUUAUACAUGGUGCGGGUCACCCAUCUUGUUGAAAUAAGCUAUCCUCACGCUCAUUGGCUGUAGACACGCUGGUGGUGUAGUGUUUGGUGACGCAAAAGCGAAAUUUAGACAAUGGAUCACGGGAAAUUCAGUACGUUACCUGUAAAUAACGACCGAGGCUAGAAAGACCCACAAGAACAAAAAACGAACGCAAACGUAGGUACUGUGCACACAGAGUAGAAUUAAUUUAUGGACAGGUAAGGGAAUUAAUUAUUGCGUGGACCGCUUUUUAAUUUAAUUUACAACUAAGAGACGAUCGCACUGAAGUAGGUCGAUAGAUGGCAGUGCAGCCUCUAAAAACAUUGCGCUAUCUUACGGUAACAGUUACUUAAAAUAUGCAAGCAGCAAGCGAUGCUAACGCUAACUAAAGAACAUGUUUUUUUUUGUUUUUUUUGUCUAGAUUAAUAUGAGAUAUAAAUGACUGUUUAUAUAAUACAGCUGCACAUGAACGAUCAAUUGCACCAAUUACUGAUAUUGCAGUAAAACUGGUAUUAAAAUCUGUUUAUGUUUUUACAAAGUGAAAGACGGGUAACUUAGUCAUUAAUUAAUCGACAGCAGGCCACAGUUUCUAUUGAUAGAGCUUAGGCUGUAUUUAACCUAGAAAUCUAUAGUUCAAAUAUAAUUGUUUUACCAUUUCUGAGAAUAAAAUAUCUUGUCUAUCUCAGUAUUCUUUUCUGGUGUGCCUUGCUGUUUCCUUUGCUCAGGGUCUGCGCCAAACUCGCGCAGCUCUACUCAAAUGAAUUCGUACUCGGAUAGUGGAUACCAGGAGGUGAGUGGUUACUAUAGUAACACCGUGACGCCCAGACGAUCGGAAGGGAGGUCCCAGUCGACAAGCUCCGCCCCCACUGGAAGCCCCACCCUCGCCAUGAGUUCUAGGGCUGAAGGACAGGCCUCAGCACAGGUGGGCAGCAGUGUCCGUGUCAUGAGGCGAGUCAGUUCUGUUCCCUCUCGUGCCCCAUCCCCACUCUACACCUCAUCCCCGCCUGCGUCUCGCCAGCCUCUGCGAACUUCCCUCGGAAGCCCCUAUGGCUCACCUAUAGUCUCAGAGCCCCGUCCUUUACCUAGUAUAUUUCCUGGCACCACCUUGCCUCCGGCCUCUAGCCAUGCUCCCGAGCCAGUGCACUCCAGCUACUUGGGACGGCAUGGAAAUGGGACGGGGUCGGAAUCUGGAUCACCAACGCUCCUGCGGGCCGGUAUGACUGCUCAGCCUCAGCAGUACGGGACCCUGGGGAAGCACGAUACACAUGGAUAUGACAGCACUCACACUUCCUUUGGGUCUCGGGCCUAUGACAUCUUUGAGAGGAUGGUCCUUUCAAGACCGGAUAGCCUUACAGGCUUGCAAACCUCUUAUAGUCAGAACAGCCAGCUGGGCCAAGACGCCCGCUCCCCUGACUGCCACGUCACGCCAAUCUAUGAAGACAGAACCUUCCAGAACCCUCUGUACCAGAGCCCCACGCACGGCUCCCAGAGCGCUAGCUCCAGAAACAAUACAGGGUUUGGUACUUUACAAAGGACCACUAGUCAGUGUAGCACUCUGAGGUACCAGCGAGGGUUGUUCUCAAUGGGCUCCAUGGCAACACAUUCUGACACCUAUCGUCCUGCGCAUUACCGCCAGUCCGACCCAAACUACACCAGACAUGCAGCUGCCGUCGACAACGCCGUCACACGCUCGCCUUCCAUAGACAGUGUUCACAAAGAUCCCAGGGAGUUUGCCUGGAGAGACCCUGAGCUGCCAGAGGUAAUCCGAAUGCUGCAGCAUCACUUCCCUUCAGUCCAGGCCAAUGCUGCAGCGUAUAUACAGCACCUCUGCUACGGAGACAACCGCAUAAAGGCAGAGGUGUGUCGACUGGGGGGGAUCCGACACCUGGUGGAUCUGCUUGACCACAAAACCCUGGAAGUACAGCGGAAUGCUUGCGGAGCUCUGCGGAACCUAGUGUACGGAAAAGCCACCGACGAUAAUAAAGUGUGUGUGAGGAAUUCCGGUGGAAUCCCAGCUUUGGUUCGUCUGUUGAGAAAAACUCCAGACACUGAAGUGCGAGAGCUCGUAACCGGAGUGUUGUGGAACCUGUCGUCAUGUGACUCUGUGAAGAUGACGAUUGCUCGGGACGCUCUCGGACCACUUACUAACACGGUCAUUAUCCCUCACUCCGGCUGGGGUGCGGCCCCUCAGCGAGAGGACCAGAAACUCAAACUGCACUCGUCUUUGGUCCUGAGGAACACCACCGGCUGCCUCAGGAACCUGAGCUCAGCUGGAGAAGAGGCCAGAAGGCAGAUGCGGUGCUGUGAAGGGCUGAUAGAUUCCCUUCUCUAUAUAAUCAAAACCUGUGUAAACACCUCUGAUUAUGACAGCAAGAUUGUGGAAAACUGUGUGUGUACUUUGAGGAACCUGUCAUACCGUCUUGAGCUGGAGAUGCCUCCGUCUCGGCUGAUGGGAACCCAGGAUCUGGACACGCUCCUGGGCCCUGACUCCUCCAGUAAACAGGCCGACUACAGCUGCUGGGGGCUCAGAAAGAAGAAGAAGAAGAGGUCCUGGCAGGAUCAGCAGUGGGAUGGUGUGGGGUCUAUUCCAGGAUUUUCUGGAAGUCCAAAGGGGGCAGAGAUGCUGUGGCAUCCAUCUGUGGUUAAACCUUACCUCACUCUGCUGGCGGAGAGCUCAAACCCAGCCACGCUGGAAGGGGCGGCUGGGUCUCUGCAGAAUCUCUCCGCCGGAACCUGGAGGUUUGCGGCCUACAUCCGUGCUGCUGUACGCAAAGAGAAGGGUUUGCCCAUACUGGUGGAGCUACUAAGAAUGGAUAAUGACAGGGUGGUCUGCUCUGUGGCCACUGCUCUACGGAACAUGGCUCUGGACGCCAGGAACAAGGAGCUCAUUGGAAAAUACGCCAUGCGGGACCUAGUGACCCGUCUCCCUGGCAAUGGGCCGUCCCUGCUGUCAGAUGAGACGGUGGCGGCGGUCUGCUGCGCGUUGCACGAGGUCACCAGCAGGAAUAUGGAGAACGCCCGUGCUCUCGCCCAGACGGGCGGCAUCGACAAACUGGUUACAAUCAGCAGAGGACGUGGGGAGAGGUACUCCAUGAAGGUGGUCAAGGCAGCAGCUCAGGUGCUCAACACUCUGUGGCAGUACAGAGAUCUGCGUACCUUCUACAAAAAGGAUGGAUGGAACCAGAACCACUUCAUCACCCCAGUGUCAACACUGGAACGAGACCGCUACCGUUCCCAGCCUACUCUGCCAACCAGCAACGUGCAGAUGUCACCUGUCAUCCAAUCAGGAGGUAGUGCCACCUCUUCCCCUGCAAUGUUGGGUAUAAGAGGUCAUCGCUUAAAUCAGCGGAGGACCCAGUCGUCUAUGCAACUUCAUAAUUAUUAUGGAGACGCCAACAGAAACACAAGUCAGUAUACAGGGUCUGGAAAGCAGUCUGCCUAUUUUAUCAGUUCCUAUCCGUCUCCUUCAACCGAGGAGUCCCGCAGAUCACAGCAUGGCCGGCUCUACUACCCAGAUGAGGGAAAUCAAAGCACCUAUGACACUUUUGGAAUGUACCUGUCGUCUCCGAUGGGCUACGAGGAUCCGUAUCUGGAUGAGCCGGUUCGUUAUCCUGUGGUGAGCGAGAGGCAGGUGCUCAAACCCAAUACCAACUACGUGGACUUCUACUCCACCACACGCAGGCCUUCAUACAGAACUCAGCCCUACCCGGCCUCACCUGACUCAUGGGUGUAG